UAUUCUUCUGCUUUUCCUUUAAUAACUGCAGUAGCUAUGGCGUUUCUGAUUUGAUUUUCAUAUGCUUUUUUCAAGAAUCCCAAGUCAUAAGAAAAAGUGGAAUAAACUCGCCUGUUGACCAUAUUCCUGAAGCAAUCAAGAUAACUACAUGGAGUGAAGAGGAUUUUGCAAUAAUAAAUUAGUGAUCUUGUCCUCAAAGUUCAUUGUUUUCCCUUAUGGAUCGACUUAGUGAGCUGCCUGAAUGGAUACUGCUUCACAUCCUUUCAUUCCUGACCAUGAAAGAUGUUGUCAGAACAGCCAUUCUCUCCAAACGCUGGCGGCACCUGUGGACUAUUAUCCAGGAGCUUGAUUUUAGUCUUGACGGUUCCUAUCAGAAUUUUGUGUACUUCGUGAAUCGGACCUUACUUUCUCGUGGCACUUCUAAGAUCAGAAGACUUAGAAUUCGUCUCUUUUUGGAUGCUAGCUCUCAUAAAGACUAUGAUGGAUGGAUUAUGUAUGCUGCUAAGAAUAAUGUCGAAGAGCUCUUUCUAGAUUUUGAUUCAGGCGGUUGCACAUGGUCGCCACGUGAGUGUGUGUAUUGCAAUUCGUCGCUCAAGACAUUGAGGAUGCAUAGCUGCUGGUUUAUACGUGAUAAGCAGAUAAGCUGGAACUUGUUGACACAGUUAACCCUCCGGGUCUCGGUGUUGUGUGAUGAAACCAUUGCUAAGAUUAUGGCGGGUGCUCCAAAACUGGAAUUCUUUGAGUUGUAUGCGUGCUGUAGCUAUGAUGAUCUGAAUUUUGAUUCUCCUUCUUUAAGAGUGCUGGAUGUACAUGAGGCUGAACCAGAUGAGUAUGAACUUGGUCCCGUCAUGACAAUUUCAGCCCCCAAUGUGCAGUCUCUGCACCUGUCAGGAGCUUUUUAUAAAAAGUGCGUUUUGAUGAAUGUGCCAUCCGUUGUUCAUGCCACCCUCAAUUUCCGUCCAUUAACUUAUUCCGAUACACAAAAGAACUUGAAAUGGCAGCAGGAAAACCUAAUGGAGUUAGUUAGGAGCCUUAAACAUGUUGAGAGCUUAACUUUGGGCACUUGGUGCGUUGAGGUUCUAGCACUAAGGGAGAAGAGACGGAUUCCAUCUCAGAUUUCAACUCACAAAUGUGUCACAUUAAGUAUACCUAUGAAGGAAGACCAUCUUUUGGGGAUAGUUAACCUGCUAAAAGGUUCACCAGGCCUACAGAUGCUAAUAAUAGACAUGGGAUCUAACCUUAGCCUGCUAAAAGCUUCAUCAGACCUACAGAGGCUAAUGCUAUUAUGGGAAGAGCCAAUCGGCACGGAAGACUUGAGCAAUUCUAAUGGCGCAAACUACUUAGUAUCACAAGCAAAGCACAUCAAAUGUUUACUGAAUCAUUUGAAGACAGUCAAGAUUACCCAAUUUGUGGCACAACACUCCGUGUUUCCAUUUCUGGAGUUCAUUUUGAAGAACGGGAGGGUACUAGAGAAUCUCGUAAUCAUAGCUAAAAGGGGGGUAGAUGCAAAUUCACCAGAGUCCUUGCUAAAAGUAGCUCAGAGGUUACUAAGUCUGCCUAGGGCUUCUUCCCAGGCAGUCGUUACGCUCCUCAACUGACAACGUUAAGUCAUUUAGUACUCUGAUUGAAUUAUAUACAUCGGCUGUAUGGAUUGCGUUUUAUUUCUGCAAGGUCAGACAUAUUGAAUGGUUCAAACAUGCUAUUGUAAGAUGAACUUUUGCAACUUCGUGAAGGUAAAUGUUGCUUUUGUUGAAA
Lycium ferocissimum is the source of this 1755-nucleotide messenger RNA. Its product is annotated as putative F-box protein At1g49610. The transcript is spliced from 4 exons. The record is from RefSeq and is a predicted model, not a curated record. Lineage: Eukaryota; Viridiplantae; Streptophyta; Magnoliopsida; Solanales; Solanaceae. Gene Ontology annotation, molecular function: protein binding. Bases 216 to 1598 code for a protein of 460 amino acids.